AUGCAAUACAUCGAUGAAAAUGAUAUGGGAUAAAAAAGUAGAGUGCCUCGUCUAAGUAUGGGGGAGAGAUGUUUUGGAAAGGAUUUAUCUAAUUUUAGAUAAAGUAAAUCAUAAUCUUAAACUCAAAGAAUAAAAAUUGAUGAAUUAGAUUAGAUUGACAAUAAGAAUAAUAACAAUCCUUAAUUUGUAUCUGCAUAUGCUAAAGAUAUUUAUAAAUAUUGCAGAAGUAAGGACAAAGCACUUGAUCACACUUAUAUCGACAAACAAAUAGAAAUCAAUUAUAAAAUGAGAUCAAUACUCAUAGAUUGGCUAGUUGAUGUACAUUACAGAUUUAAUUUGGUUUCAGAUACUUUAUACUUAACUAUUUACAUUAUUGAUGCAUAUUUAUAAUCAAUUCAAAUAUCAAGGAAUAAAUUUCAAUUGCUUGGAGUGUCUGCUCUAUUCAUUGCAUCUAAAUAUUGUGAGAUCUACCCUCCAAAACUAAACUAUUACUCAGAUGUCACAGACAAAACCUACACAAAAGAAGAGAUAUUAGAAAUGGAGGGUAAAAUAUUAAUGUAAUUGCAAUUUGAAAUUUGUUUUACGAAUUAGCAUUAAUUCUAUGAGAGAUAUCAACAAUUAGUAUAAUUAGAUUAAAAGUCAUACUAAUUAGGAAAAUAUAUUCUCGAAUUAAUGCUGUUGGAUCAUAAGUUUAUUUAAUACAACCCAAGUUUACAAGCAGCCAGUGUACUAUAUUUGGUGUAAAAGAUUUAUAAAAAGUAUAGAAAUUAAAUACAUUAAUAGAUCUUAAAAUUGUUGGCCUACUUAUUUAGAAAUACAUUCACAAUAUACUGAGAGUUAAAUUAGGCCAGUGGCAAAAGAAAUUUGUUAACAAUUAUGCCAAGCAAAAAUUAUGUCAUUAUAAGCAAUACAAAGAAAAUAUAGUUCACCAAAAUUUCAAGAAGUCUCUAAUAUUUAAAUUCAAUAUAAAUGA
This is a messenger RNA of Paramecium octaurelia, 973 nucleotides long. The record is from the annotation of a GenBank genome assembly. Lineage: Eukaryota; Ciliophora; Oligohymenophorea; Peniculida; Parameciidae.